Coturnix japonica (Japanese quail) is the source of this 8143-nucleotide messenger RNA. RefSeq names its product cAMP responsive element binding protein 3 like 2 (gene CREB3L2). NCBI's taxonomy places the organism in Eukaryota, Metazoa, Chordata, Aves, Galliformes, Phasianidae. Gene Ontology annotation, molecular function: cAMP response element binding; DNA-binding transcription factor activity, RNA polymerase II-specific. Gene Ontology annotation, biological process: regulation of transcription by RNA polymerase II. The record is from RefSeq and is a predicted model, not a curated record.
AGCUGGAGCCGUGGGGCCCUGUGGGCUCAGAGCUCCGAUUGGGGCGCGGCUCGCAGCUGGAGGGGCCGCCCCGCCCGACCCGGACUCCCGGCUCCGUCGGGGGGGGACGCGGCCUCGGAGCGGUGCCGGUACCGGCUGCGGGCGGCCCAUGGGAAAGGGCGGACCUGCGUGAGUCGGGAGCGGGGCAGCCGGGGCCGCCAUGGAGGUGUGCGAGAGCGGCGAGCAGCCGCCGCUGCUACACUGGGAUCGCAAGUUGAGCGAGCUGUGCGAGCCCGCCGACCCUGACACCCUGCUGGGCCACACGCACUUCACAGAGUUCCUGGAUGAAUUCUCACCAGAUGUCUUAGGCCAGCUCUUGAAUGAUCCCUUCUUGUCUGAGAAGAAUGAAGUGAUGGAGGUAGAACUGUCUCCAGCAUCCCCAGCGCCACUCAUCCAGGCAGAGCACAGCUACUCCUUGUGUGGGGAUUCCCGGCCCCAGUCGCCACUGACCCACAUCUCGACUGAUGACAACUUUAAUGAAGGUGACCUGGAAAAUGAGGACUGGUGUCUGGGUUCAGAACUGACUCCAGCAGCAAUAAAGACUGAGCCAGCGUUGUGCGAGACGUCAGGCCUCACUCCCUCUGUCAGUCUCACUGUCACUGCCACGUCGCUGGACGGGGAACAAGCUGAGCUGCAUACUGAUGCCCUGAUGAAACCACUGAGCCAGAAAGCUCUUCCAGAAAUUAAAUUGGAGCCUCAUGAAGUGGAUCAGUUUCUGAACCUCUCUUCUAAGGAAGCAGUUGAUCCUCUGCAUUUGCCUCCAACCCCUCCCAGCAGUCAUGGCAGUGACUCUGAGGGAGGGCAGAGCCCAGCUAGAUCUCUCCCUCCUUCAAGCCCAAUCCAGCUGCAAGCCGCAGCUAAAGUGGCGUCACGCACAGCUUCAGCACUCUCCAAUUCCCCUCUCCUGACUGCACCACAUAAGUUGCAGGGGACUGGCCCACUCAUCCUGACAGAGGAGGAGAAGAGGACACUGAUAGCAGAGGGGUACCCAAUCCCCACCAAACUGCCCCUGACAAAAGCAGAGGAGAAAGUGCUGAAGAAAAUCCGCAGAAAAAUAAAGAACAAGAUCUCUGCCCAGGAAAGCAGAAGAAAAAAGAAAGAAUACAUGGACAGUCUGGAAAAAAAAGUUGAGAACUGUUCAAAUGAAAACAGUGAGCUACGUAAGAAGGUGGAAGUCCUGGAAAGUACUAACAGAACACUUCUGCAGCAGCUGCAGAGACUCCAGGCCAUGGUUGCUGGGAAGGUGUCCCGUUCGUGUAAGGCAGCUAGCACACAGACAGGGACCUGUCUUAUGAUGGUGGUGCUGUGCUUUGCAGUUAUUUUUGGCAGCUUCUCUCAGAGCUAUGGACCAUAUCCUUCUGCUACAAAGAUGGUGUUGCCCAGGCAGCAUUCCUCACCAGAGUCCUACACAGACUCCAUUGUGAGGUCACGGAGUCUGCUAAUUUAUGAAGAGCCUCACCAACUGGAGGAGUCGUCAGGCCCGAUCUCAUCUGCAGAUCGAAACGACAGGCAUGCAGACAUCCCCAAGUAUGCAGCGCUAGCUCUGGAAGCUGUGCCAAUGAUGCAGAGGGACGAUAUCAUGGAGUUCACAAUAGCCAAUGAGACACGGCUAGAGAAAUCAGUGCUGCUGGGCCUACAGCAGCACAGAGUCAACUCUGAAAUAGAAGGAAACAAAACACUGAAGAUAAUUGAAAUAGAUAGAAGAGUCAAUGCCACCUCUUAAAAAUAAAAAAGCCUUUUUUCUUGACUUCCCUCUUUCCCAAAUAUUUUCAACCAAAGUCCCCCUGACUUGUCAUCCUCAGUGAACCAAAGCACAAAAGAGGGAGUUGACCAAAUUCUGCAUUGACUGGUGAGACUGUGACUGCAGAUGGAAUCUCUUGUCUUGUGACUCCUUUCUUUACUUCACACAAUCCCUGUAUUUGCUUUUAUUUCUUUCCUGUCUGGUAAUACAAGGGCAGGGUUGAAUUAUGAUUGCAGAUGAUACCAGCAGUGUGCUGAUGAUUGAUCUCUAUACGUGUAUCAGUGCUUGUGUAUAUACAUCAUCAUCUGUGUGUAAAGUCAUUGGGUAGAAGAGUGGAAUAUGCAAAACUUAUGGGAGCAAGUGGCUGAUGGGUUUCUUGGGAGAAGGUAACUAAGAGAAUAGCAGAGGCAGCAUGAUGCUGCUCAAGCUUUAGUCAUCGGUCUGUAGCAUUUGAGCCUUCUUGGGAGGAAUGAGAAGCAUAUGCUUCAUCUGCCUUUGAAAGCACAAGAAUGGGCCUCAGUACUAUUUUGUUAACAACACAGGCAGGAGAGGUAUGGACAAUGACAGUGCUGAAUCAUCCUCCCCUACAUCUUUCUCUCUUCUCCUCACCAGUGCCUAUGCCAUUUAGUGUGAAACAGGUUUCUCUUUGCAUUGGAAGCAAAUGUGGUAGGUGUCCCUACAACUUCUACCCCUAUGGAAUUCAAGCAAAGAUCCGUCACUGUCUUGUCACACUGUCACACAAAUGGAGUAAUCUAACAGAUUCUGUUUAGAAAGCAGUUUUUGUUAACUUCAGGCAGUGUUUUGGGUGGAUGUUCCUUAGUCUGCUUAAGGCUAAUCUGUUUAGUUCAGAUCAAUUCCUUCCCAACAAACUAAAUCAAUGUUAAGUCUUAAACCAGAAGUGCCUCCUGGGAGGACCAUAUGGAUUUUAUUUAUUGGCUUCUAGUUGCAUUGAUGGAGUUUCUCGUGUAGACCAAGUCUUGUGUUUCCUUUUCCUUUUCCAUUUUUCCCCCCAUCUUCCUGUUACUGUUGUAAAUAGUAUUUAUUAGCUUUGCAAGAUUUUGUUCAAGGAGUUAUAUUGGAUUAACCUUCCCUAACCCUGCAAGUGAUCUUGGCAAGCUCUGAAAUUGGACAUAGAAAUAUCACGGAGCAUUCCCUCCCUCUAAGCUUGAAUUGCCCUAAAAUAGUCAUAGGCCUUCUCUUCUUCAUGUGUCCUUUUCCAGAGAUGGGAUCUUAGACCAACUGUUUAACCAAAUAAGGUGCAUGCAAUUCAGGCCUGGAGGUGGUCAGUUGCUGUAUUAACAUAUGACAAGGAAGUCUCUGACCUGAAGAGUUGGUAUGUAGGCAGCAAAGCAAAAAAGGAAUGAGUCAGGCACGUAGAUGGGUGAAGUGACUGGCCCGAAAUGUAGUGGAAAAACUAAGAACCACAUUCAGAUCUGAUCCUAGUUCAGUUCCGUCCAACACUUUGCCUUGUUUCCUUCCUCUCCCAUGCAGCUGUCACUUAAGACUUGUCCUUCUAUUAGUACCCUACUCAUGCCUUUGCCUGAGUUGUGCUUCUUUGAAUUGGUCUUUGGAUCGGCACAGCCAAUUCUAGCCCAUGAUAUGAGCAGGAAUUGCUCUUAUCGCUGCAGAAUGGCCCUCAUACUUCAUUGAGGAUGACUUUAAUGUGAAAAUCUUAAUUCAGCUAACUAGCUAUUUUACAGUUUGACGUAAGUCAAUUAAAAAAAAAGAAACAACAAAACAAGUUUGUAGCUUUUUCUUACCCCUCAUGAUAAACAAAGGAAAAACUAACUUAGCCUCACAAGUUAUUUUUUAAUAUGUACAGUAGAUAUUUCCAGCUAGUAUUCUAUUUUGUAAAAUAUUGGAUUUGUAUUCUAUCGUAGCAGCUGCCAUGCCUGCUCCUUUCUUGUUCUUCAUUCUUUUUAGCCCUUCUUUCUUUGCUGUCCUAUUUGCUAACUGCUCUUAGGCCUAGCUCAAAACUCAAUGAAAGAAAUGGAAGCAAUGUGGUGGAUAACAAAGGGCUUUGGUUUGCCUCCCGUCCUCUGCCCCCCCCACCACAAUGAGAGUGAAAUGUAUGCCCGACUCCAUGAGCUCAUAGUGAGUGCUGGUGUACAGAUGUACUUUUUACUUUAUGCCCUGUUCAUCUGUGCAAGUGCCUUUUUACUAAUUUACCUUUGGUAGGAAUGAGAGAAGAUUGCCUUUGUUAGACCAUUUUGUAAAAAAUCCCUUUUUGGUGUGGAUCAAUGAACCUUUAAGGCUUCUUUCCCUUUACAACGAUCCUGUUUGGUCCUCUGCAUUAUCCCAGUAUCACGCAAUGGCUUUUGGAUGUUUUUAUGAAGCAAUGAUACGAGGCUUCAUCUGAAUAGCAGACACGACUAGUGGGUGUCACCGAUGGUGCCACAAGGGAUGGCUGCAUAUUUCAGCCACAUGAGGUCAGUAAAGAGUCAUAGAAUCAUAGAAUGGUUUGGGUUGGAAGGGAGCUUUAAGAUCAUGUAGUUCCAACCCCCUGCUGUAGGCAGGGACACCUCCCUCUAGACCAGGUUGCUCAAAGCCCCAUCCAGCCUUGAAUGCUUCCAGGGAGGGGGUAUUCACAUCAUCAGAAGGCAGCCAUUGCCAGUGUCUCGGCACCCCCACAGAGGUGUCAGGAGAAAGCUGGGACUGAUUGUUCAGCUAUGAUGGCAAGGUCAUAGAUUAGAACAUUCCUUUAGUGGUCUUUUUGUUUCAGAGCACCCAUGGUUUGCCACCUCUGAAUGAAACUGAACACUUAAGGCUUCUGCAAAGGGGACAUCAAAUUGUCAAGCACAACACUGCUUUUAAUUGGGUUGCAGUUUGCACUGUGCAUGAACAGAAGGCCAAACUGCCUGAGCUCGUACCCACUGCCAGCUAAAUGGAUCACCUCCCAUUGCAGAUACUGCUGACUUCAUUGUAUUGAAAUCAAAAUUGAAUUUUUUCCCAAUACUUCAAAGAGACAAUUUUGCAAUACCCAAGUAACCUCCUUCUCUGUGACCUCCUGCAGCGAUCCCUAUUGACACUUUGUCUUCUUAUUUGCUUAAUAUGGACCUAUCCAUUCAAAUCUUAUCAGGAGAUAAUCAUGUUUUCAUCUGAAACAUUUAAAAUUGGUCAUAUUCAGGGUCAGACCCUGCUGAACUAAUUCAUCUGAACCAGUCUGGCAACACUGAUUUUAACUGUUGAAUAAUUUCUUUCUCUAAUCCUCACCUGUCUCAUCCUUUAAAUAAUUUUUAAGUACUCUUGGGAAUCCCUUGAGCUAGCACACACUUUGUUUGUGGAUUUUAUUAUUAAAUAGUAUUUCUUUAUAGUAAGGAAAUCCUUUGCUUUUCUUUGGUAUGUUUGUGACCAUUUUUUUUAGGGGCCUUAGUUGAACAGAUUUCUCUUUGAGACAGUAGGAGCCAAGUAUCUCCCAUCAUCACCCUUGCAUGGGUUGCUAUAUGACAAGGACCUGCUGCCCCUGGGGUGAGCAAUGGCCCACUGGGAUCCAAGGGGAAAUGCUGUUGCAGAGGAAGCUGUAUGUGCUAAGGACAUUGGUAAGAAGCAAUAAGGGGUGUUCAGGGAGGGAAGAUGCCAGUACGUAUAAUGAUUUCAGCCAUAUUAGUUGAGUCUGUAGCCUAACAGUACGACUUUUGCUGUGGUCAGUGACAUGGGAUGACGUGUGUAUGGACAGGGCAGGCAGAGGCCUUGUGCUUCCUGUUAUCCACUUCUAUUAGGGGACUUAAGCAGUCCUUGGAGUCUUUAGCUGCAACUUUGUGCUGUUUGACUGCAUGGUUCUAUGCUAGUAAACUUCACUUUUGGCCCAUAGUGUUAAAGCAUGCCUAGAUCUGUCAGUUCUUUGCUUCUAGGGAGAUAAGCUAUGAAGGAAUUAGGGCAUUAUUUUAUAUAUAUAUAUAUAUAUAUACAUAUAUAUUUAAGAAGUAUUAGGCACAGGGCACGUGACAGUUCUAACCUUGUUACCUCUGUGUAGAUAAUGUUGGUGUUGGGUUUUUUGUUUUGUUGUUUGAUUUACCAGGCUAUUUAUAGCUCUUUGCUGCAUUUCUUUUACUUCCUUCUCACCAUUCAGUGUUUUCCAGCAGCACGGACUGAUAUUGGAUUAGACUGAGGUUCUGAGGCCAGCUUCUGGCUGAUGCAGCACAGCUUCUCACUCACUGUUCACAGGCGCUGUAGGUUGAUCCAUGAUGGCAGGAGACCUCUUCCAUAGCCCUCUGUGUAAUGGUGUGUCCCAAUGCAAGCUUACUCCUGAUUCCUUUAAUGUAGAGCUGAGAAAAAUCCCAAAACUUUCCUUUUCCUGCUGAAAUCCCCAUCUCUGCCCCCAUCAGCAGAGAGCUCUGUCUGGUGCAUUUAGAAUGUGGGUCAAGUAAAUGAAUGAUACUAAUUGCUAUGUUGGGAGGGAUUUCCUCUGAGUAUUUGGGCUCUAGAUUCUAGCUUAUGGCAAGAGGCCAUUGUACAAAACUCAUGCAGCUAAGAACAGAAGCAUACAGAGUAUUUUUAUACUUGGGUGACUAAAAUAUUUCUUUCUCAAGUCACUAAUUAGAAAGGGAACAUUUUGUAUUUUGAAGGUGAAGUAGUAGGUCAGUUCUUUUAACUACGAAAGUGAUGGUAGCCUAUAUAAGUAACAUUGUGCUAUGGUGCCACUGCUUUACACUGUAGUAUUGAGGGUAAACAGCUUUGGGGGUUGAAGAGGUGCCUGAACUGGCUCAUGUGCUAAAGGCUUUAUAAAUAAGAGGUUAGGAUUCAGUCAAUGGGCCAGGACUGUAUACUGUUACAGUCUACAAAUCAACAGUGGGCAUCAAGUUUGUGAUCCCAAUUAACACUGCAUUGCUAAGAUCAGCGUCCAUUGGAGACUACAGGAUUUAGAGGGGAAUUGCCAUCUGUUUUUGUGGUUAUCUUAUCAGGCCUGAAUUGACUUUGUAUAUAGAAAGGAUUGCAUCUUGCAAAAAAACCUCAUUUGUGAUGCAGAAAUAGUUUGGGUAUUACUGUAAGUUAUUGUGUACUGGUGGUCUCUGCUCUACCCUAAAGCUCUUCCCCAUGCUCAUCCCCAGGAGCUGGAACUGUAUAGGUAAGAACAAAACAUGGGAAAGCUGGACUUCCUAGAGAAACAUCCUAGUUCCUAAUUCCUUAAAUCAGUAAUGAUAGUCUUUUCCAUUAGUUCCCAACUUGAUUUCUCUUUACUUUUCCCCUUGGUCUUCAAUGAGGUGUAGUCCCGUUUAUGUCAAAUGAAUGCAUACCUGAUCGUUACUGUGUAUGCCGCCUUCCCUUCCAACCUUUCAAAUAAGUGUCCUUCUAUAAAGGCAUCUACCGGAGCACCUCAGGCACAUUCCUCUUGGUGCAGCAGAAAGCCCAGGUGCUUCUCUCUUACCGCCCACAUUCCACACUGUGAGUAAAUAUAAAUCUGUCGUGUGGAUCGCUGUACGAUUUCUGUCCUAUUAGCAAAAGUCAACGGAGAGCUGUUAAACUGUGUCCUUUUGUGUGUGUGCGUAGAUUGGCAGAUCUGUAGGGCAACCAUGGCAUGGUACAAAAACAAACCCCAAUAUUGCUGUAUCUGGUCUUCAGAUAUCAGUUUUGUGGUGCAGAAUUAAGUUUCAGAAUCAGAUGCUUUCUUCUUAAUGUUAUACAUUUGAUAUAAUAGUGUAAUAAUAUGUUAUACUUUUUAAAAUGGCCUUAAAAAAAAGGGAGGAUGGAGAGUUGUGAGGACCCAUGGAGGACUUGGCAUACCAUUGCCUGCAGCACCAUGGCCUCUGCAAGGGCUGUGCCACAGUAUGAGCACAUUGCAGCUCCAGUGAGGUUUUGCUGGGCAUUCUGAAGGGCAGGUUACCUGAUAUUACUCUUUGGAGAGGAACAGAGGCCAAACUCAUUGCCUGGGGCCAUGAGAAGCAAGACCCUGUGACUCUGAGUCAUUCUGUCUAUGACACCCUGAAAGAGUUUCAGCUGAUCAUUUCCUUUCCCUCUGUACACGUGGAUACUGUAUGAGUUUGUGCAAACUCUUAAACAGAACUAUCUUAGAUUAAAGAACGGUGAUACUAGUGCAGCAGCAUCUCCCAAAUUCUUUGAUAAACUGUGUUGUAGCCUUUCCUGACCACAGAAAUCACCAUGCUUUUGCCAAAAGCCCAUUUCAUUCUGUGUAUGUGUGCUCGAUGGCCUCUCUGUCGCUGUCACCUGGGUGAAUUCCCACCUGACUGUUCACCUGCAACCAUGUCCAUUGGGUAUAAAGAAGUUGCUGCCUUUUCCUUUUCAACUGUCGACUUGGUUCUACAAGAGAACAGAUUACCUGCCUUUGUAGCCUAAACAUGUAUGUACGUAGCUAAGUAUGUUAUGCUUUUCAUUUCUUUCAAAUAAAUAUUUUCUGUAGAAAAAGCA